Messenger RNA from Cydia splendana, 4671 nucleotides. Its product is annotated as armadillo repeat-containing protein 8-like. Gene Ontology annotation, cellular component: GID complex. The coding region runs from base 152 to 2110 and encodes 652 amino acids. Gene Ontology annotation, biological process: proteasome-mediated ubiquitin-dependent protein catabolic process. Lineage: Eukaryota; Metazoa; Arthropoda; Insecta; Lepidoptera; Tortricidae. Gene Ontology annotation, molecular function: protein binding. The record is from RefSeq and is a predicted model, not a curated record. The transcript has 14 exons.
CUAUGAUCUGCGUCAGCUAGCCGUCAUUCAUGGUGCUAUACUGCGUGCUCUUGACAGCGCAAUCGGCCUGUGAAAAAUUCCAACGAUAUUAUUUUGUUACUAAGAUAAUUUCACAACGUGUAAAACAAGUGUAUUGCGAACAUAAUAUAAAAUGCAGCAAUUAACCAUAUUUAUGGACAUAGAGAGUUCUCGGUCAUACAUCGACGAGUUGUACUCCACUGAUGGCGGGAAGAUCGUGGAAGCGCUGGUGACGUUGAAGAACACAGUGAUCGGGAGUAAUCGGCAAAAGAGUUCUGUGAUCCAGCAAGGGAUCGUGCCGCGCUUACUGCAGCUCAUGGCGGAUGAGUCUCUGGAUCCAAACAUACGAGUGGAGGCUACAAUCACUAUCGGUUCUCUAGCAAAAGGCACAGCAGAAAACGUAGCAGCAUUAGUCGAGCAAGGCACAGCAACAGUACUGGUGGAGUUACUAAAAACUGUCCCUGUGGAGUCGAAGCUUGCGGAGGCAGUGCUAUGUGCCCUGAGAAGUGUGUUCCUUUACCCACCUGCGCCUGUGGCAGCCUUGCCGGCGGAUAUGAUGCUUUUGACGAGGUUGACACAGAUAGCCCGCGAGGGCUCAGACCUCGCUCGCGGCUGCGUGGUCCGCGUGCUCUCUCUUUGGUGCAUGGGCACCGCGGAGCAGGAAGCCCUGUGCGCCGCGGGUGCGUGCGGCGCUGCGGCGGCCUUGUUACACUCCGCUCCACCUAGAGCAUUACCGGCACUUGACCUACUUGCUGCUAUGUGCUUUGAGAACGCCAGUGUUUCACAGCAAGCCAUGAAUACUAGGUAUAACGACCGAGCAAUACCAGAGCUCCUCACAUACCUAGUAUCCAGAGACAAGCCUUUACCGGUGGCCAUGGGCGCAGCCCGCUGUCUCACCUACAUGCACAGGGCGGGCGCGCUCACCGCCGACGACAGUAGAGUUGUGUUCGGAGCGUUGCCCUGUCUCGCGCGUCUCUGCACAAAGGAAAUGCCGGAGGAGAUCAGGGCCACGGCGGCGGAAACAUUAGCAUAUCUAGCAGAAGUAGACACAUCAUUACAAAGGCUAGCAGCCAUAUCCAACCACCUAAUGAGCUCUCUAGCGGACAUCGUCAACUGUAACAGCGCUGCGGCCAAACAGGGCGCAUUUAAAUGCUUCGCUUCCCUCGGUGCAAAUGAUGAGGAUAUUAGGAAGAGGAUUAUUGAGACGCACGGGCUCAUGGUACAUGUGGUCAAUGGGAUGAACAACCCAGAACCUGCGGUGCGACUAGCUGCAGUAAGAUGUUUACACUCACUCUCAAGAUCAGUUCAGCAAUUACGGACGACAUUUCAGGACCAUGCAGUGUGGAGACCUCUAAUGCAACUGCUGAGUGACUCGCCCGGCACCGAACUCCUGACCGUCGGCUCGUCCACUCUCUGCAAUUUGCUGUUAGAAUUCUCACCUGCCAAGGAGCCUAUGUUAGAUCAAGGUGCUGUAGAAAUGUUGUGCAACUUGACGAAAAGGCCAGAGGCUGCUUUAAGACUGAAUGGUAUUUGGGCAUUAAUGAAUAUGGCUUUUCAGGCUGAGCAAAAAGUGAAGCAACGCAUCUUAUCCUGCCUCGGCACCGAACAGAUGUUCAGACUAUUAAGCGAUGCGGACACACGGGUUAUAAUGAAAACGCUGGGCUUGCUACGGAAUUUGCUGUCUACAAGGCAACAUAUUGACGCCAUCAUGAGCGAGUAUUCCUCGCAGGUUAUGCAGGCGGUAAUAGUAGUACUGGAAGGGUCGUACCCCGCUGAAGUAAAGGAGCAAGCGUUGUGUAUACUUGGAAACAUCGGCGACGGCGAGAAAGCCAAGGACCUCAUCAUGGCCAACGAGGAUGUACUGAGGAAACUCGUUGAUUACCUGGCGCACCCCGAGAGCAAGCUGCAAGAGGCGGCGCUGUUCGUGGCCGGCAACCUGGUGUGGCGCGGCGAGGCGGGCGCGGCGGCGCGGCAGGCGCGGCUCGCCUCGCUCGGCGUGCUGCGCGCGCUGCAGCUGCUGCGCCAGCGCCGCGACCACCAGCUGCACGACAAAGUGAAGACGGCCCUGGCUCAGUUCAGCGAUUUCACAUAAUACCGCCGCAGCCCGAGGCGCAAGCGACCGCGUCGUGAGUAACUCGAAUCUCUCGAGUCCCAAGCUCGAGUCUCGAGUCUCAAGCCGCGAGUCCCGCGCCGGAGGUCCACAUGUGAUAGUCCACGGACAGUGAGUUUUCCAGUCAUACAGUAAUUUAGUUCUCAACGUUAACGUAAGGCAAAGUAACGACACUAAACACGAAAAGUUUCGUAUACUGACCCGCCUGUUCCUAUCUCUAUCGCACGCGUAUAAUAAUUAUAUAACUGUCUCGGUCGCACAGUGGAUUUGUCAUGGGCAGGACAGCAAUAUAAUUACGCGAGUGCGACAGAGAUAGGAACAGGCGGGUUAAUGUACGAAAUCCUUCGUGCUUCGCGUCCUUACAUUAACUAGGACUUUAAGGUAUAUUGUACAUAGCUAAGUUCGCUUAAUUGUUAUCUCGUCUUAUGAAACGUUAUUGACUAUUUAUUUUUAAUAUAAAGUUGACAUUGAAUGUCUACUCGAACCCGAUUCGAUAGGACCAUUGCCAAGGUGUUGAAAAUUAAAUUAAAUUUAUUGGCUUCAAAACUAAUUGGUACAUAUUAAUUUUUAACUAGCAGGAACGUCUGCGAACGAUGCUAUUAAGCUUAGAAUAAAUUUAAAAGUGGAAAAAUUACUGUCUUGGGUGAGACUUGCACUCACGGCCUCUGGAUCGAUACUCCAGCCCCGCAGAGCCCAGAGCACAGACACCGGCGCACAAGAGACUGGGCGCAGAGGCCGUGAGUUCAAGUCUCACCCAAGACAGUAAUUUUUCCACUUUUAAAUUCUUUGGUAAAUAUCAGAUCGUCGGGUGACAAGCAAAAGUCACUAACUAACACCAUUGAAAUUAUUGGACAAUAAACCGUGUUACAAGUGGAAUAAAGUGCAUUGUUACUUUAAUUUUUUCAUAGUAGUGACUUUUGCGUGUCACCCGACGAGAUAUUUCACUGUUUUUUUUUAAACUUUGUGAAAUAUUUAAUAAUUUUCACGUGUCCAAAAUACACGCUUUGAAAAAUUUUACUAAAUUAAAUUUUUCAUAUUUUAAACUUAAAAGUUGUUUUCAACGACAGAGGUGCUAAACCCUCGCGUACUUCAGGCUGGGUAUAAAGAAUCGUCAGUAAAAAUAAAUUAAUAUCAAUAAAUAAAGUGCAGUUAUAGUAAAUUCACCUUUCUAGUUUGUCAUGCGAAAGUAGACCUUUUCCCAAUGAUACAAGGUCUUAUAUUUUCUAAACUUUUCACACUACCUCUGCAUGGCGUUAUUCAUAAACAUUUGUCAAAUCUAACAAACCGUUAAUAAUCGUUCGUUACUAUCCGUCUUUUUGACAUUUCUGUUUGUUAGAAAGAGACAAAAUUUAACAGAGGUUGCUAAGUUUUAUGAAUAGGGUGUCUUUGCUGGUUUGUAAUUUUUACUGACUUUUUUGGCCCCGGUUUUAAAUUUAGUGAAGUAAACGUAGUCAAACUACAGUAGUGUAAUUUUUUAUCAACAUAUUGUUGGCUAUUGGAUAAUGCAAGUGACUGUAUUUUGGGUAGCUUUUGAUAACGUGGAGUUUGUCUAGACGACUGUACUCGCUAAGCUUUUCUAGGGGUAUGACAUCCUUCAAGAAUGUAUAAAAGGUUAGAGUUAGACCAAGAAAAGUCUGCAGCGAUUUUGAUAGCCCACGCAGUGCCAGUGUUAUUUUAAACGUCAAACUUCUAUGAAAUUAUAACGUAUAAAUAACACUUGCACUGCGUGGGCUAUCAAAAUCGCUGCAGACUUUUCUUGGUCUAACUCGUUAAUGCUGUACAAAAAUAUUUGGUGACAAUUGCAUGAUUAACCAAUUGUGGUAUGAAGAAUGUAUAGGUAGUAUUCUCUUUGUGAGUGAGGAAUAUUGAUAAUAAUUCGCAACUUUAAGGAAAACUUCAAGUUAGGCAGGGUUAAAAGUUUCGCGGAUAAAAAACCUUGUUAAAAAUUAAGCCAGUUCAAUCCUAAAAAUACUGAAUUUCGUUAAAUUCAGAGCUAGGCCUAAUGUUCCUUUCGAUCCGUGGAUCUUUUAGCCCCGCCCUACUUUACCAUUAAUUGAUAUUAAUAAUAAUGGCCUCUUAAUAAUACUCUAUGUUACCAAACAUUGUAAAAAUAUUCGUUUAUUUACGCUACAAGUUGAUUUGAAAGCUCAGUACAAGGGUCAUACACAUUUUAUAGUAGGUAUCCUUAACUGUAGACAUCGCAAAGUUAAGGGAAUCUCAAGCUAAUUUUUACACUGUAAGUACUCUUACAAGCGGGAUGCAUUUUUUAAGUACUUGAGACUCAAAUAAGAAAAACGGGAUACAUAUACCAGACCACAGUCGUUGGCUUUUAUUGUAUUGUCCACAGAAGAUACCUUUUUGUGAAAUAAUUUUUCAUGUCGAAACUGAAACCGAAACUUCGGUCAGACACUAUUGAAAAUACAAUUUCGGCGUGGCCAAAGGGUUUAGCGGUUUUUUGGCCAAAACCGAACCGUCAGCCAUGAUUAUAUAUAGAUAUAUUUCGUUAUUAUUAUUGAAAGUAUUGCGACACGUUAAUGUAUCAC